This is a messenger RNA of Mauremys mutica (yellowpond turtle), 6184 nucleotides long. Its product is annotated as scavenger receptor cysteine-rich type 1 protein M130-like. The transcript has 27 exons. The record is from RefSeq and is a predicted model, not a curated record. Gene Ontology annotation, cellular component: membrane. The coding region runs from base 16 to 5937 and encodes 1973 amino acids. NCBI's taxonomy places the organism in Eukaryota, Metazoa, Chordata, Testudines, Geoemydidae.
CUCUGUGACAACUCCAUGUCUGAGACAGCCCAGGCAGGAAUUGCUCAGGACGUCGGUGUUGUCUGCUCAGGGAGCAGGAGGAUCAGACUGGUGAAUGGGGAAGGUCGCUGUGCCGGGAGAGUGGAGAUUUAUUACAAUGGCAGCUGGGGGACAGUCUGUGAUGAUUUCUGGGACCUGCUGGACUCCAAUGUUGUCUGCAAACAACUGGGAUGUGGACACGCCAUCAGUGCAACUGUCUCUGCUCAUUAUGGGCAAGGAUCCGGGCAGAUCUGGCUGGAUGACGUGAACUGCUCUGGGAAUGAAUCCGAUCUCUGGGCGUGUCCUUCCAGGGGCUGGGGCCAGCACAACUGCAGACACAAAGAGGACGCGGGAGUUCUCUGCUCAGAAUUCACAGAUCUGAGACUGGUGAGCAACAGUGACUGUGCUGGGCGGCUGGAGGUUUUCUACAAUGGGACGUGGGGCAGUGUUUGCUCCAAUCAGAUGUCUGGAGACACCCCAACAAUUGUCUGCAAACAGCUGAACUGUGGGGAUGGAGGACAGAUUGAAAGAGACUUUGAAUAUGGAGCAGGUUCUGGUCCCACGUGGCUGGACCAUGUUGCAUGCAGUGAUCAGCACAGCUCCCUCUGGCAGUGCCCGUCAGAGCCCUGGAAUCCAAAGUCAUGUGAUAACCGAGCAGAAGAGACCCAUAUUUCUUGCGCUGGUGCUGAGGAGCUGAGGCUGGUGAAUGGAGGCAGCCCCUGUGCCGGGAGAGUGGAGGUUAAACACCAGGAUCAGUGGGGGACGGUGUGUGAUAGCAACUGGGACAUGAAAGAUGCUGGGGUUGUUUGUAAGCAAUUGGAAUGUGGAGCUGUUGUCAGUGCCCAUCGUAAUGCUCAUUUUGGACCAGGAUCUGGACCAAUUUGGCUGGAUGACGUUGCCUGUGAUGGUACCGAGUCUGCUCUCUGGCACUGCGGGAACAUGGAAUGGAAAAUGCAUGACUGUUAUCAUGAGUGGGAUGCUGGAGUGACCUGUUCAGGACAUGUUGAGCUUCAGCUGGUUGGAGGGGACAGUGCCUGCUCAGGACGUGUGGAAGUAAGACAUAGAGACACCUGGGCUACAAUCUGUGAUGCACACUUUGAUCUCAAAGCUGCCAGUGUUAUCUGUAAAGGACUACAGUGUGGAACAGCUGUAUCUAUCCCAGGAGGAGCUCACUUCGGAAAAGGACAAGGACCAAUCUGGACUGAGGAAUUCCAGUGUGUAGGGAAUGAGUCACACCACGUGUACUGUCCCAGGAUAUCAUACGGGAAUCAGACGUGCUCACAUGCAAAUGAUGCCAGUGCCAUAUGCUCACGGCACACAGGUUUCCGGCUGGUGAACGGCAGCACAGUGUGCUCAGGAAGGGUGGAGAUCCAGGUUCAUGGUGCCUGGGGAACCCUCUGUGACUCACGCUGGGAUUUACCAGAUGCCAACGCUCUCUGUCAUCAGCUCAACUGUGGAUUGGCUGUAUCAGCUCCAGGAGAAGCAUAUUUUGGAAAGGGAAUUGGCUCUGUCUGGACAGACACAUUUCACUGUAAUGGGCAUGAGCCUCAUUUAUGGCAUUGCCCUGUUACUGCCCUGGGGGCCUCUAAGUGCUCACACGACAAUGAUGCCAGUGUGAUUUGCUCAGGUCGUUCAGAAUCGCUCAGACUGAUGAAUGGAGAGAGCCGAUGUGAUGGGAGAGUUGAGAUUUCCCUCCAUGGUGUGUGGAGCAGAGUGCUGGAUGAUCAGUGGGACAUGAAUGAUGCCAGCGUGGUGUGCAGGCAGCUCGAGUGCGGAGUCGCUGAGAAAGCUUAUAACCUCCCUAAGACUGAGCAAGGAACAGGCCCCGUGGGGCUGAGAAGGGUCCAGUGUGCAGGAAACGAGAGUAAUCUGACACUCUGCAUCAUCUCCACGUCUGAGACAGAGCAGCCAGGAAUUGCUGAGGAUGUCAGCGUCGUUUGCUCAGGGAGCAGGCGGAUCAGACUGGUGAAUGGGGCAGGUCGCUGUGCCGGGAGAGUGGAGAUUUAUUACAAUGGCAGCUGGGGGACAGUCUGUGAUGAUUCCUGGGAUCUGUCAGACUCCAAUGUCAUUUGCAAGCAACUGGGAUGUGGACAUGCCAUCAAUGCAACUGUCUCUGCUCAUUAUGGGCAAGGAUCUGGGCAGAUCUGGCUGGAUGAUGUGAACUGCUCUGGGAAUGAAUCCAAUCUCUGGGACUGUCCUUCCAGAGGCUGGGGCCAGCACAACUGCAGACACAAAGAGGAUGCAGGAGUUCUCUGCUCAGAAUUCACGGAUCUGAGACUGGUGAGUGGCAGUGACUGUGCUGGGCGACUGGAGGUUUUCUACAAUGGGAUUUGGGGCAGUGUUUGCAACAGUCCUAUGGAUGCUGUCACCAUGGCACUUAUAUGCAAACACUUGGACUGUGGAGACAGAGGGACACUUUUGACAGAGUUAAAAGAUGGAAGCGGCUCUGGCCCUACCUGGGUGGAUGGUGUUCGGUGUGAUAAGCAGCACAUCUCCCUUUGGCAAUGCCCAUCAGACCCUUGGAAACAACAAUCGUGUAGCAGAGGAGAAGAAACCCAUAUUGCUUGUGAAGAGGUGAAGGAACUUGCCCAAGUCACACAGCAGAUCUUAACAUGUGAGGUUUCUGCAUUUCCAGACCAGGAGAAGUUACGUGUCGUGGGAGGAGAGGACAGAUGCUUGGGCAGAGUGGAGGUUUGGUACCGUGGCUCCUGGGGAACAGUUUGUGGUGACUCCUGGGACAUGGCAGAUGCUAACGUUGUGUGUAAACAACUGGGCUGUGGAACUGCUGUAUCUGCCCUGGGCGAGGCUGCAUUCGGUGAGGGGACUGGUCCCAUCUGGGUAGAGAAGGUGAACUGCAGAGGGACAGAGUCAUCUCUCUGGGACUGUUGUUCCAAGUCCUGGGGUGAGAGUAACUGUGACCAUAAGGAAGAUGCUGCUGUGAAUUGUUCAGGUGAUGCCCCAAGGCUGAGGCUGGCGGAUGGAGGCAGCCCCUGUGCCGGGAGAGUGGAGGUUAAACACCAGGAUCAGUGGGGGACGGUGUGUGAUGAUGAAUGGGACACGGAAGAUGCUGGAGUUGUUUGUAAGCAAUUGGGAUGUGGAUCUGCUGUCAGUGCCCCUGGCCUGGCUCAUUUUGGAGAAGGAUCUGGACCAAUUUUGCUGGAUGAAGUUGCCUGUGAUGGUACCGAGUCUGCUCUCUGGCACUGCGGGAACGAGGGAUGGGGUGAGAGUGACUGCGAUCACACAGAGGAUGCUGGAGUGACCUGUUCAGGCCACGUUGAGCUCCAGCUGGCUGGAGGGGACAGUGCCUGCUCAGGACGUGUGGAAGUAAGACAUGGAGACACCUGGGCUACAAUCUGUGAUGCACACUUUGAUCUCAAGGCUGCCAGUGUUAUCUGUAAUGGACUACAGUGUGGAAUAGCUCUAUCUAUCCCAGGAGGAGCUCACUUCGGAAAAGGACAUGGACCAAUCUGGACUGAGGAAUUCCAGUGUGUAGGGAAUGAGUCACACCACGUGUACUGUCCCAGGGUAUCACACGGGAGUCCGACAUGCUCACAUGCAAAUGUCAUAUGCUCUCGGCACACAGGUUUCCGGCUGGUGAACGGCAGCACAGCGUGCUCAGGGAGGGUGGAGAUCCAGGUUCUUGGUGCCUGGGGAACCCUCUGUGACUCACGCUGGGAUUUACCAGACGCCAACGUUCUCUGUCAUCAGCUCGACUGUGGGUUCGCUGUAUCGGCUCCAGGAGGAGGAUAUUUUGGGAAGGGAACUGGCUCUGUCUGGACAGACACAUAUCACUGUAAAGGGACUGAAACCCAUUUGAGCCAGUGCCCUGUUAUUGCCCUGGGAGCUUCUCAGUGCUCUCACAACAAUGAUGCCAGUGUGGUUUGCUCAGGUCGCUCUGAAUCACUCAGACUGCUGAAUGGAGAGAGCUGGUGCGAUGGGAGAGUUGAGAUUUCCCUCCAUGGUGCGUGGGGCAGAGUGCUGGAUGAUCAGUGGGAUAUGAACGAUGCCAGUGUGGUGUGCAGGGAGAUCCAGUGUGGAGUCGCUGAGAGAGCUUAUAACCCCCUUAAGUCUGAGCAAGGAACGGGCCUCGUGGGACUGAGAAGGGUCCAGUGUGCAGGAAAUGAGACUCGUCUGACUCUCUGUGACAACUCCACGUCUGAGACAGCCCAGGUGGGAAUUGCUGAGGACGUCGGUGUCGUUUGUUCAGGGAGCAGGCGGAUCAGACUUGUGAAUGGGGCAGGUCGCUGUGCCGGGAGAGUGGAGAUUUAUUACCAUGGCAGCUGGGGGACAGUCUGUGAUGAUUCCUGGGAUCUAUCAGACUCCAAUGUCGUUUGCAAACAACUGGGAUGUGGACACGCCAUCAAUGCAACUGUCUCUGCUCAUUAUGGACAAGGAUCUGGGCAGAUCUGGCUGGAUGAUGUGAACUGCUCUGGGAAUGAAUCCGAUCUCUGGGCCUGUCCUUCCAAGGGCUGGGGCCAGCACAACUGCAGACACAAAGAGGACGCAGGAGUUCUCUGCUCAGGUCUGUUCUAUCUGAGGCUGGUGAGCGACAGUGACUGUGCUGGGCGGCUGGAGGUUUUCUACAAUGGGACGUGGGGCAGUGUUUGCUCCAAUCAGAUGUCUGGAGACACCCCAACAAUUGUCUGCAAACAGCUGAACUGUGGGGAUAGAGGACAGAUUGAAAGAGACUUUGAAUAUGGAGCAGGUUCUGGUCCCACAUGGCUGGACCAUGUUGCAUGCAGUGAUCAGCACAGCUCCCUCUGGCGGUGCCCGUCAGAGCCCUGGAAUCCAAAGUCAUGUGAUAACCGAGCAGAAGAGACCCAUAUUUCUUGUGCUGGAAAAAAAGCAAAACCAACUCAGACCCCUUUUACCGAGUGCCCGAACUCUCCAAGCUGCACAGACCAGGAGAAGUUACGAAUCGUGGGAGGAGAGGACGGAUGCUCGGGGAGAGUGGAGGUUUGGUACCGUGGCUCCUGGGGAACAGUUUGUGAUGACUCCUGGGACAUGGCGGAUGCUAACGUUGUGUGUAAACUACUGGGCUGUGGAUCUGCUGUAUCUGCCCCAGACAAGGCUGCAUUCGGUGAGGGGACUGGUCCCAUCUGGGUGGAGAAAUUGAAUUGCCGAGGGACAGAGUCAUCUCUCUGGGACUGUCCUGCCAAGCCCUGGGGUGAGAGCAACUGUGGUCAUAAGAAAGAUGCUGCUGUGAAUUGCUCAGGUCUGACAGAGAGGACAGAUUCUCCAAAUACCCCACCGCGCCACCCUCAGACUGACAGUGGGAGAGUCACGGUGCCUGUGGUCAUCUGCAUUAUCCUGGGAGCCCUGCUCUGUCUCGUCUUAAUCAUCCUGGGGGCGCAGGUGCGAAGUGCCAAGGCACAGCGCAGAGGCUCCAGAAGACCCUUGGAUCUCUUCUCUGAGGCUGUGUACGAGGAGAUUGAUUAUAACCUGAUGAGAGAGAAGCAGGAGAUGUUCAGUCGCUCAGUCUCCUAUUCAGAUGACUCAGUGGCAAAGCUGCAGUAUUACACCGGGGACAGUGAGGGGGAAAAUGAUCCUGGAUCAGAACAAGAGGGAGCUUCCCCAGGGGGGUCUCAGUUGGAUUAUGAUAACGUGGAGGAGCCUUCCUUGAACGACAUCCCCAAGACUCCAGACAGCCGAGAUGCCCCUGCCGUGCCUGGAGAUGUCCCAGGGGAUGGUUAUGAUGAUGCCAGAGAAGUGUCUGACACUGAAGGUGACCCUCAUUUGGGGCAGAAUAAUGAGAAAGGCACUGGAGCGAAUGACAGGGAUUCACAGACAGGUUGGAGUCGGCACUCGCUAAGGAGUGAAGUUGUCUCUGAGAUGGAGAAGGAAACCCCGUCCCUGCCUCCUGGAGACACAGGUUAUGAUGAUGUGGGACAUGGUGACUCUGGGGGUUCAAUAUCAUAACAAUUUGACUGGACAAAAUAACCCCGUGAGGAUUUAAACGCUUCAACUCUUUCUCUCAGAAAUGAUGCCCAGAGAAAGUUUCUGCCUGGUAGAUAGACAAAGCAGGUAUUUUUGUAGGAUUUGUGUGAAGUUGCAGGAAAUACAAAAGUGAGUGGGAAAAGGUUCAUAAGCUUUCUUUGUAUAAUUUCCCAUUGUUUGGAGGGGGUGGAAGUUUCCUGCUUUUUUAUGUCUAUAAUUUCUUCUGCUU